ACAGUUUUCCUCCACGCAUUUACUGUGCGAGCCUGCAUGCAUGGCCGACGGACUUUACCGCAAUGAAUAAUGUGUUUUUCCGUAGAGUAGCUGUGUGAACGGAGAGUGGGGGACGGAGCAGAUGCGGCUCUUGCCAUGAGUCGUCCCGGGAAGCAGAGCUUUCAAGCGGCGUUGAUCUUUCUGUCCGUCGCCCAGCUGACUGCAGGUUUGAGGUGUGUGUGCCAGCUUUGCACCAACCACACCUGUGAGACGACUGCAGACGGCGCGUGCUGGAACUCUGUGAUGCUGAUUGACGGGAAGGAGGAGACGGUCAAGUCCUGCCUGUCGCCCUCUGAGAUGAAGGGCCAGGUCUUCUGCUACAGCUCCAGAAAUGUCUCCAAGAGGAACUGCUGCUUCACUGACUUCUGCAACAACGAAACUCUGCACCUACACCCAGAGAGGCCUUUGGAAGAGCCCGGCUGGAGCAGGGUGCAGCUCUCUGUGGUCAUCCUCGUCCCCUCCUGCCUGUUGUGUAUGGGGAUCCUGCUGGGCGUGUUCGUUGUGCAGGGCAACCGCUGUGCCUACAGCAGAGCCCACAAGCAGGACCCAGAGGAGCCUCUGGACGAUCAGAUGCUAAUGUCCCCCGACAAAUGUCUCAAAGAUCUCAUCUAUGACAUGAGCACCUCGGGCUCCGGAUCAGGUCUGCCACUUCUGGUGCAGCGGACUAUAGCUCGGACCAUCGUCCUGCAGGAGACCAUUGGGAAGGGUCGGUUCGGGGAGGUGUGGCGGGGAAAGUGGCGAGGAGAAGAUGUGGCGGUGAAGAUCUUCUCCUCCAGGGACGAGAGGUCGUGGUUCCGCGAAGCAGAGAUUUAUCAGACAAUCAUGCUCAGACAUGAGAACAUCUUAGGCUUCAUUGCUGCUGACAACAAAGAUAACGGCUCGUGGACCCAGCUCUGGUUGGUGUCAGAGUACCACGAGCAUGGCUCCCUGUACGACUACCUGAACAGGUACACAGUGUCUUUGGAAGGCAUGGUGGUCCUCGCUACGUCCAUCGCCAGUGGGCUGGCACACCUCCACAUGGAAAUCAUUGGAACACAGGGGAAACCUGCCAUUGCUCACAGAGACCUGAAAUCAAAAAAUGUCCUGGUGAAAAAGAACGGCACAGCAGUCAUCGCAGAUUUGGGUCUGGCUGUGAAACACGACUCCAGCACCAACUCCAUUGACAUCCCGUCCAACCACAGAGUGGGAACCAAGAGGUACAUGAGCCCAGAAAUCCUGGACGAGACAAUCAAUACUAGCAACUUUGAGUCAUUCAAGAGGGCGGAUAUCUACUCGCUGGGCCUGGUGUUCUGGGAACUGGCUCGCCGAUGCUCCGUUAGAGGACUUAAUGAAGAUUUCCAGCUGCCUUAUUACGACCUGGUGCCUUCUGAUCCGACCGUGGAGGACAUGAGGAAGGUGGUGUGUGAGCAGAAACUCAGACCCAACGUCCCCAACCAGUGGCAGAGCUGUGAGGCUCUGCGUGUGAUGGGCAAGCUGAUGAGAGAGUGCUGGUACGCCAACCCUGCUGCUCGGCUCACUGCUCUGCGGGUCAAGAAAACUGUGUCUCAGCUCUCCGUCAUCAAGGACAUCAAAGAUUAGCUUCAUUUGUCGCCCUGCAGAUCAGCACUGGUGCUGGCACUGGUGCAGCACGACGGACUGAGAGUUGUUGGAAGCAAACUGGGAGCUGUCUAACGGCCUGAGGCUGCCCUCUUCAGGACGCAGACACACUGUUCACCCUCAGAGAGCAACUGCAGGUUGUUUUUGGUGCCAAAGUAUUGUAGAGGCCGUCUGUGGCUGCUUUGCACAUAGACGCCUAAUUAAAAAAAAAGAAAAAAGAACCAAACAGAUGGUAGGAAGAGCCAUAUGAAGUAAGAAUAUGUAUAAUGUAUGUAAAGAUUGUUUUUGCUACCUCAGACAUUUAAGUGCCCAAAGCUUGAAGUUGCACAUUGUGAUGUUUUUUGUGCCAUAUCUCUUUUAAAACACAGUAUUGCUGAGUAGUUAGUUUGCUAACUGACAAUCACAAAGGAUACUGGAUAAGACACAGACAGACUGUCCCUGAUAAUCUGAAUUUUAAAGUGUUUAAAGUGCUUUUGAAUAGUUAAACAA
Centropristis striata (black sea bass) is the source of this 2124-nucleotide messenger RNA. RefSeq names its product activin receptor type-1C. Gene Ontology annotation, molecular function: ATP binding; activin receptor activity, type I. Gene Ontology annotation, biological process: activin receptor signaling pathway; cellular response to growth factor stimulus; protein phosphorylation. Bases 136 to 1617 code for a protein of 493 amino acids. NCBI's taxonomy places the organism in Eukaryota, Metazoa, Chordata, Actinopteri, Perciformes, Serranidae. The record is from RefSeq and is a predicted model, not a curated record. Gene Ontology annotation, cellular component: plasma membrane; activin receptor complex. The transcript has 9 exons.